Messenger RNA from Penaeus chinensis, 779 nucleotides. RefSeq names its product delta-sarcoglycan-like. Gene Ontology annotation, biological process: heart contraction; cardiac muscle tissue development. Gene Ontology annotation, cellular component: sarcolemma; sarcoglycan complex. The record is from RefSeq and is a predicted model, not a curated record. Lineage: Eukaryota; Metazoa; Arthropoda; Malacostraca; Decapoda; Penaeidae.
AGGCUUACAGGGCACACCGGAGGCCUAAAGUGAACGGUACGCGCCAUGCUAGCAGCGGACGCCCGUCAGAACCAUGUGGGCGUGGGGACCCGACUGGCAGGAGGGAAUGGGGUCUCUUCACGUGGUGACCGGAGGCGUCGAAAUGUCCGGAGCUUCGGAUCUCUCGGGCAAGCUGACAGUCGGCCGCAUCCUGAGUCGAGCCAAGGAAGAUCUCAGCAUCAGCGGUUACUAUAAUCUGACGGUGUUUACGACUACUGAAAAUGUCUCCGACUCGACAUUCCUGACACUCGGAGUUGAGGACGUGGUGGCAGGAGCUAAGUCCCUGACGAUACAAGAUACCGAAGGUCACACGCUUUUCGAGACAAGUUCUGAGGGUACAGCUGUAGGUGCCGACACGCUGACUGUUACAGGCAAAGACGGGGCCACAUUCAGCGGCUCGGUGGAAACCCCUCUCCUCUUUGCCGAGAACAUCCAUGAACUUCGCGUGGAGAGCGUGACGAGGGACAUCCGUGCAGAGGCGGCGCAGGAGGCGCGUGUGGAAGCGAGAGACGGGGACAUCUCGACGACAUCCCUUCGUGACAUCUCUCUCGUGGCGCGCCAGGGACUCAUUCACUUCGAUAACCCUUUCAUUUCGAUGCCGAGGCUCCCUGUGCACGGGGACGAGGCUUUCCUGAAGGAGGGGCUGCAGGAGGAGGAGGAGGAAGAGGAGGAGGAGAAGGUGGAAAAGGGAGGAGAUGGGACGACUUCUGUGCCGAGGAUGACGACUAUGACGCCGACUG